This is a messenger RNA of Lytechinus pictus (painted urchin), 3391 nucleotides long. RefSeq lists its product as uncharacterized. Gene Ontology annotation, molecular function: zinc ion binding; ubiquitin protein ligase activity. NCBI's taxonomy places the organism in Eukaryota, Metazoa, Echinodermata, Echinoidea, Temnopleuroida, Toxopneustidae. Bases 121 to 2031 code for a protein of 636 amino acids. The record is from RefSeq and is a predicted model, not a curated record. Gene Ontology annotation, biological process: protein monoubiquitination. The transcript is spliced from 2 exons.
UCUAAUACGGCUACUACUAGACCCCGUAUAAUAUCAUUGCUUUGAUCAAACUGAGAAACAUAUCGUUUAGAAUGGACAAAUAAUGGACAUAAGCAGUCUGAUUCUUCUAUAAACCCAACCAUGGCUGAAGCAUUAAAGACUGUCAUCUCCCAGAGUACAGAGUGUCCAGUAUGUCUUUCUACAUUCAACGAUCCCAAGAUCCUGUCUUGUUCUCACACUUUCUGCAAGACUUGCCUGGACAACCUCUUAGAGUGUCAUGGUAACUGUCAGAUCCGAUGCCCUGUCUGCAGAGCUGUGACCCAGGUCCCAAACAAAGAUGUCGGCAAACUACAGGUAAAUCUUGCUUUGAAGAGUCUGAUAGAGGAUAUGGAGGGCCAUCCUCAGAUUUGCACAAAUUGUAAAUCAAAUGGCAAGCCCCAUGCUGAUGUCUACUGCCAAGACUGUGGCAAGUAUCUCUGCACCUCUUGUCUUAAUAAGCAUUCUCAGUGGGAAGGCUUUAUCGAUCAUGAAGUCAUUGCCAUGAGUGAGAUCUCAUCAGGGAAGGUGUCUGUACGUAGAUACCGGAAAUGCAGGAAACACCCGAAAGAAGACGAGGAUUACUUCUGUUGCACCUGCAGGAGAUUCACAUGCUUCAGAUGCGGUAUGAUGGAAUAUAAAGACGACGGACACCAGGUCGUCGAGGGAGCUGUUUAUGAGGACAAACACAUGAAGAGUAUCAAAGACCUUAAAUCUAAGGUGGACAAGAAACAAUCAUGCUUUCAGAAGUACAUUGAUUUCAUUGAUGAGCAGAGGAAGAGUGUUGACAAUGCUAAGAAACAGUGUACAGGUGACAUCAACAAAGCAUAUGAUGAUGCUGUCCGGCAGUUGACAGAAAAGAGAGAAAGCCUGCUGAGAGAAGUUAAGGAAACGACCGAAGGAGUAGAGAAAGAACUGGAAAGCAUGAAGACCACGGCUAAGAAGUACAUCAAUCAGCUGACGACCAUGGCUGAAAUGGUAACUAACAAAAUAAAGAUUCCAUUAGAUAUGGAUACUUUGGCUGCACACGACACUCUGUGUGAAGAGUUACAAGAGGUCUUUGAUCAAAAGGAUCCUGACUACGAGCAGCCGAAGAAAUCGGGCAUAAAGGGGAAAAGUGUCAAGUUCAAGAGAAAUGUUGGAGUGGAUGAGCUAGGCCUUGGAAAGAUCGUUAAUGCAGUUGAAAGAAACGUCGCCUUACCCACUAAUAAAACAUUUGAUGAAAGGGACGUUUCUUUGUACACUAAUAAGAUAGUUAAUGUAAAGAACGUUGCUUUGCUAACUAGCAUGCAUGCCAUGGUUAGUACACCAGACGGUAGAAUGGCAGUAGGAUGUGAUUCAGGUGGCAUCAUCAUUUUCUCUCCUGAUGGUCAGCUUCAGCAGACAGUUCUUAGGAAUGUUAAGAUUAAUGGGAUAGGGUUCCUCUCUGAUGGUCGAUGUGUUGUGAUUGAUACUUCAAACAACAUCACACUGUACACACCGGAGUACACACAAUUGAAUGUAAUGUUUAAGACUCUGAGUCAAGAUGAAGGUUGGGAUUCUGAUCUCACUGUUGAUGGUGGUGAUCAGAUCUAUGUGAGCUACAGGAAAGCCAGGAAGAUCUUGGUAUUUUCAACAGCAGGUGGGCAAGCAAUCAGGGAGAUACCAUGCAACGGGUAUGUACCACAGCAUAUCACUAGUUACCGUGGUUCUCUGAUCAUUUCAUCAGAUGAUACUAUCAGAUUGAUAGACAAACAGGGUGCUGUACAACAUGAAUUAAAGAAACCGGGAAGCAAACUUUACGCUGCUGUAUCUCAAUGGAAUACCAUCCUGAUAGCCAAGGUGAAGCGAGUUGAAGGUUUGGUGAGCAUUGACGAGUAUACAUAUGAACUAAGGCACAUUCGAAACCUUGUUACUCAUUACAAGAUUGAGAAGACUAAUAUACGUUGGUAUAAUUGGUAUUGGUAUUACCUCCAGCAAUACCGAUCAGGAGAGAUCGCUUUCUGCACUCGGGAUAGACUCUGUAUAUUCCGCUGAAAAUAAUUGAUGACAGGAUAUCAUAAUUAUUAUCGCAGAAGAUGGGGGGGUUAUACCCACUGAGUUACCAUUUUCUGCUAAAGUAAGCUGCUAUAAUGUAGAAAUACAUAAAACAAUUGUUGGAUCAUUUCUUUCUCGUUUCUCACCCAUGAAAAAGUAUUUCGCUGAUUACGACUUUUUAUUUUCAUCUUUGCAUGUAUCGACCAUCAUCUUUAACAUGUUUAUCCUCUAUGUGGGGAAAUUAUCGCACUAUGUUAUGCUAUUACAUUAAGUUAUUAAAUAUUUUAUGACAAACCAAAUGUUUCUCUAUUCAUAUACAUAACUGUACAUAAUAUUUGACUCGUAAUGACUAUGGUGGCCGUGAGAUUUUUACUAUUGAUUUUAAAACGUGUAUGGUAUAACUGUUCAUGCGUGUAUACUUGAAAGUUUAUUCAUAAAUUGGAAGAUAUCGUGAUUCUACGCUGUGAAUCUAGACAUUAUUAUAACUUGUGAAUAUAUAAAUAUUAUUUUCAUGGAGAUGGUCUGAUCAUCACUCUUCCAUAUUUUUCGGAGUGUGAAACAUUAAAAAAAAAUUAUUUCAUUUAUGAAAAUAUCACGAAAAAUGCAUAAAUCAGCAUAUAGUCAAUGGAUCUCAAUUUUUAAUUUCAGCUUUCCACUUAAUAUCAAGCAUCAUCUUGUAUCCUAUGUGAGGGAAUUUCUCGUGCUUAGAUAUUAGACAUAAUGUUAAAUAUGCAUAUGUAACAGUAUCCUGUUUAUGUGAUUUGUUCAACUGAUAACCUAUAAUGUUUAUUCAGUUAGAGGGCGCACUCUUACUAAGUAAUAAAGUACCCCUUUCCUCCUGUAAGAAAUCCCUAACUACUCUCUGAUGUUCGAGUCAAGUAAAACCACUUAACAACCCAACCACAACUUGAAACACAUAUUUUAUGGGAAACUAAAUGUUUCUCUUUUCAUACAUGUCAUAUGCAUGCCUAUAAUAUUUGUCUAGCAAUGACUAUCGUGGCAAUGUGAUAUUUACCAUUUAUAUUAAUGAGUGUAUGCUAUACUGUUUAUGGUUUUAUGCAUAAAUUGGUAUAUGUCGUUAUUCUAUGCUAUUAUUCUAUCUAGACAUGAUUACACUGUGUAAAUGUAUAUACUAUCUUCAUGGAAAUGGUCUGAUCUACGCUCUUUAAUAUUUUUCGAAGUAUUUCAAUUUCAAAAUGCAAUUAUAUAUAUAAUUACUUGAAUGUGAAAAUAAACAAACGAAUAUUGCCGGCAUUUAAGAAAAUGGCACGAAAAUGCAUAAAAAUCAACGUCAAGGAUUUCAUUUUUAUUUUGAGCUUUGCAAUCAUCAAGCAUCCUCUUCAUUAUGUUUAUCCUGAAA